AUGUCAUAAUUGAAAAAAUUUCAAUAAGCAGACUUUCAAGUUGUUUAUGCAAUAAAUAAUAAGACUUAAUUGUAAAAGAAAGGAGGUGAUUAAUUUAUAUGCAAGUAAGUAAUACCUUAAAAAAAAACAUCAAAAGAAUUGAUAGAUGAAAUGGAUUAAAUGAAAAUUCGAUUAUCAAAAUCAGGUAUUUAUAUUCCUGAAGGAUAUUGGGAAGAAAAGCAAGGAGUGUGUUUUGUUUAUAAGAAAUUUAAAGUAUCAAUGGCAGAAUUAAUAAAAUUACAUAAAAGAUAAGGAUUAUAUAUUCCAAUGAAUAAAAUGUAAACAUAUGUAAAUGAAUAUACAAAUUGGGUUGAUAAAAUUCAUAAAUCAAAGAAGAGUGAGAAUUAGAGAUAUUAUCAUGGUCGUAUAAAACCAUCAAAUUUAUUUGAAGAUGAUGAGAAUGAAUGUGUGAUUACAGAUUUUACUCCUUUUUCAAAUGAGAAUGUAGAAUUAUAUUUACCUCCUGAAUCUAUAGCAGCAUUAAAAAAGAAUUAAAGCUAAAGAUUUGCAUCUGGUAGUUCAGUAGCAGAUUUAUUUGGAGGAGAUCCAAUUAAAGUUGAUAUUUGGUAAUUGGGUUUAACUUUUCUUUAAAUGGCUUCAUUAAGAGAUAUUGAAGAAUUAGUUAUAUUUAGAGAUACAAAUGUUUAAGAUUCUGCUAAAGCAAUUGAAAUUAAAGAAACUAUUAAAAAGUUAUAUGGAUAUCAUUUUUUAAGUUUAAUAGAAAGAAUGUUGGAAAGAAAUCCUUCAACAAGAUCACCAAUACAUGAAUUAGAAGAUAUGAUCUAAGAUUUCUUCAGUGAUAAUGUUAUAGCACAUGAUGAGAAUUAAUUAUAACCUAAUUCAGAUUUAUUAUUAGAUGAAUUAAAAUUAAGAGUUACUUAAUAAAAAUAACAAACAGUUAUAUAAUAUUUAUCUAAAUAUCAAUUGUAACCAGUUAGUAGAAAAAUAAAAGCAACUAAUUUUUGGGAUGCAUUAGAUGAUAUCAAAAUACCAAUCAGUUUUAAGGAAAAAGCAGCUUUAUUAUAAAUUUAUGAUUUGUAAAAGAAUGAUGAAAUAGAUCUAUCAUCAUGGGUUUAAAGACAAAAAGAAGUUAUUAAAUUAGGAGAGUUAAAUCAAGAUUAAGAUAAAGAGUUAUUUGAAAUGUUGAAAGAUAUUAAUACUUAUAUAAUAGAUAGUAAUAUUAAUUUAAUAGAAAUUUUAAAAGCAAACGAUUAAGAGUAAUUAGGAUAUUUACCUUUUGAUUAAUUUGAUAAUCUUAUUAGAUAAGAGGGAAUCAAUUUAAAUCCAGAGGAUAUUCCUAUUUUGAAAUUAAAGUAUGAUCCAAAUAAGAAGAACAUUAUUUAUUAUGAAUACUUUUGUGAUGAUAUCAAAUAAACAAAUUAGUAAUAAUUAGGGUUGGAAGAAUUAAAAAAGAAAAUGUAUAGAGCUAUUAGAGAAAUAUAUAAUGUAUUCUUUUCAUUUUUUAGAAAUUAUGAUACUAAAUCAAAGGGAUAUCUUGGAUAUGAUGAUAUUUACAAAUUUUUCAAUGAAAUUAAAUAUCAACCCACACCUGAAAUUCUUAAAUAAUUAUUAUUUAAUUUAGAUCCAGAAAAUAAAAAAAUGAUAACUUUUGAGAAUGUUAGAAUGUUCUUUGAAAUUAAUGUAAAUGAAGAUUUAAAAGAAAUUCUAACUUAAAUUGUUAAUGGUUUACUUAGUAUAUAAAUGACAUUACCCUAAUUAAUUAGAAGUAGUACUAAAAGUAGUAGUAUAAUAUCCUCAACAUCAUUUUAUAAUUAACUUAAAUAAAGUAGUGAUCAUCUUCGAUAAACUGAUUUUUAAUUCUUGUUAAGUUAAUUUGGUGUCAAAGAUGAAAUAGAGUAUCCUCGUUUCAUUUAAGCUUUAGGAGUUAAGGCAAGGGAAUUGUAAGUUCAAAAUUGGAAAUAAUUAUAAGAAGUUGAUGGUGGAGAUAGUUUUUAAGAAAGAAAGAAUAAUUUUGAUGAUCCUGAAUUAUCAUUAUAGAAAUCUAUAAAUUUUAAUCCUAGGUCAUUUGACUCUUAGAAAAAACUUCUAUUAUUUAUUACUAAAUAAUUAUAAGAAAGAGAUGAAACUCCUAGAGCUUAUUUUAAAUGUACAUUUUAAAGAAUGUCAAUUUAAUAAUUUAAGGAUAAAUUACGUUAAUUGUAAGUGCUUAAAGCAGAUUUUGAAAUAGAAUAAGAAGAAUUAAUUAAUAAUCUUUUAGUACCUAAUGAUAGAACAUAAGUUGAUAUAGAUUUGCUUAUUGAAGCUAUUCUAUAUUAUAAGGAUAAAAGAAAUGAUUAAAAUAAAUAUAGUUAACACAAUGCAAUAAUAUUUUUUGAGUAACUUAAUAAAAUGAUGAAAAAAAAGAAAAUCUCUUUUUCUGAUAUUGAAGAUCUGGAUUCUUUAGGAGAUGGAACUUUAAGGAAGAAACAUAUAUAAGAUUAUUUGGUUAAACAAUUUUUAAUUGAUACUGAGGAUGAAAAUUUUAAGGAUUUUAUUAUUUUCAUAUAAUAAGAUUAAUAAAAUAUAUCUUUAAUUAAAUUAAGAUAAGGAUUAAAAUUAGAUGAUGCAGCUAAUAAAUUGUUAUAAGAUCUGAAUACUGAAUUAUCAUAUGAAUAAAGCAAACCAGAAUAAUUAUUUCGGAAAUAUGAUGCAAAUAGAAAUACAAAAUUGGAAUUGAGAGAAUUUUAGGAAUUUUUACAAUAAAUUGUAGGAAAUGUUGAUUAGAAGAUAUUGGAGACACUAUUUCAUAAAUUUGAUACAAACAAUGAUAAUACAAUUAAUUUAAAGGAGUUUAGAGAGAAAAUAAUUAAUUAGAAUUAAGAUAAUGUUAAUUAUUAAUAAUAAUAAUAAUAAUAUCAUCAAAAAUAAUAAAAAGAAUAUUAACCAUAAUAAUAGUAAUAUUAAGAAUUACCAAAAUAAUAAUAUAGAAAAUCUACAGCAGUUGAUUCUAAAGUAUUGACUCCAUAGAUAAUGAAAUCAGUAUUUAGAUUAAAAGAUGCAUUAAAUGAAAACAAUUAAACCUUAUAGAUAUUUGACAAAAAAGGUAGAGGUGAAAUAUUGAUAAAUGCAUUUUAAGAUAUAAUAAACCAUUUUGGAUUUGACUAUGUAGAAUUUAGAAGUUUAGCAUCUUAUUUAUAAUCACCUGACGAUAAAAAGUUUCUGUAAUAUGAUAAGUUAUAAAUUUUGAUGGAUGAUUGUUUAGAAGCAGAAUAAUUGUUAUUGAGUUUAAAUUAGACUAUUUAGGCAGGAAAGAAUGCAACAGCUUAAUUAUUUUAUAAUUAUGAUUAAAAUGGAAAUGAUGUAUUAGAUAGAUAAGAAUUCAAUAAAUUAAUUCAUGAUAUUGAUCCUUCAAUAAAAAAUAAAUAGAUAGAUAAUCUAUUUUUAUUACUUGAUACAAAUGGUGAUGGAUCUAUAAGUAUAAGUGAAUUUAAAUCGAAGGUUUGUGCAAAAGAGAAACCUAAAGUAUUGGCAUAAGAUACAAAAUAAUAAUAAGGUAUGUUUGCAGAAGUUAUUAAAUUUAUUAAAUAAACACCUAAUAUAUUAGGAGAUUUUGAAGGAAUGGAUGAAGGUUAUACAAAUAAAUUAGAUGUUGAAAGUGUAAUAUCUAUUUUGAAGAAAAAUAAUGGUCCUAUUCUUUAACCAAUUGAAAUGAAAGGAAUAGCAGAUGAAUUAGGUGCAUUUUAAAACAAUUAAAUAAAUUAUAAGAUGCUUUGUUAAAAAGCUAAGUAACAUUAAAUCGAUACUCCUUAGAAUAAAAUUGAUAAUAUAUUGACAAAGCUUAGAGAAUCAUUAUUAUAAAAAGCAAUUAGUGUAAUUGAUAUUGCUUAGGAAUUUGAUUUAAAUAAAAAAGGUAAAGUUAAAUUAAAAGGAUUAAAAUUAGGAAUUGCAGAUAAAUCAAUAUAAAUUUCAGAUAAUGAUUGGGAUUUAUUGUUAACAAUACUUGAAUAGGAUGCUUAAGAUUACAUUGAUUAUUAUGCUCUUAAUGAUCUAAUAAACUUGGGAUUGGCUAAGUAUAAAGAAAGCUAAAAGGUUAUUGUAAUCAACACAAAUUAAGAAAUUGAUAAGAUAGUUGUUUCUUUUUCUUAAUAUAUGGAAAAAGAAACAUGCACAUUACUUCAUUUAUAUAGAUAGACUGAUAGAGAUAAGGAUAAUUAUAUUUCCAAUGAAGAAUUCACUGAUCUAUUAUUGAGAACUAUUGGAUAUACUAGUUCUUAGAAUGUAUAAAGACAAUUGUUUGAGAUAUUUGAUAUGGAUAAAGAUGGUAAAAUCAAUUUUACUGAAUUUGAGUAUUAAGUAUACAAACGAAGUGAAAUAACUGCUAAAUAAAUUGAAGAAAUGAAAUAAGUGAUGUUGAAUGGACGAAAUCCUAAUUUUGAACAACAGAUUUCAGAAUUAUUUAAUAUUAUAUCUUAGGGUAGUUAAACUUUUGAUUUCAGAUAAUUCACCAUGUAUAUGAAUUACUAUAAGAAAUAUAGAAUAUUAGAGUUAGAUUAAUUCUUCAGGUAUUUUGAUAAAGAAUAUACAGAGAGAUUAGAUUAGUUUAGAUUUAUAUUAUAAUUUAAAUAGUAAAAUAUUAGAAUAGCAGAGUCUGUAUAUAAUUAAUAAUUUGGAAUGCCUCCAUAAUAAUAAGCAUAUCUUCCACCUGGAUAUUAAUAAUAACCAAAUUAAUAAUUAUAAUUUUAAUAAGCAAAUCAAUAUUAAUAACCAUAUCCAAAUUAAUAUUAAUAAUAAUAUUAAGAUCCAAAUUAGUAUCCUCCAAAUCAAUAAUAAUAUCAACAACCAAAUUAAUAUCCACCAAAUCAAUAAUAAUAAUAAUCAAUUUAUGGUGGUUAAGGAUAUCAAUAAUAACAAAAUUAGAUGCCUUAAUAUUAAAUGUAAUAAAAGAAUUAAAAUGAUAUUGUAAAUCCAAUGCUUGGAUCUUUUAAUCCAUCACAAACUUAGUAGUCUAUGGUUUAUCCACCUUAAAAUACAAAUUAUAAUUAAUAUAAUAAUAGAGGGGAUCAAGAAAUUUAAUAAUAAUAAUAAUGGAUGCAAAAUAGCACUAAAAUAGAUUAAAGAUGGAAUCAAGGAUAAGAUUAAUAAAUGCUUCCUCCUAAAUAUGGUCCAGAUUAAUGGAAAGAUAAAGAUGAUAAAUAAUUUGAUGAUAAUCAAUAAUCUAGAAUUCCUUAAGAAUAUGAUCUAAUUUUUUAUGAUUAAGAAUUACAUAGAAAAUGUAUACAGAAAAACACAGAUCUUUUUGAUUUAUUAUGUCAAUAUGAUGAAACUUCUUUGCCUGAUUUAAAAAUAUCUAAGCCUGAAUAAUUGGAAUAAGCAUUUUUAUUUUUAGAAAUAAUGGCUCCAACUCCACAUAUACAAUAAUUCUAUUAUUAUUAUUCAUAAGGAUAGAAUCAAAUGAGUAUAGUCUUACCUUAUUUAAAAAUGAAUAACCCUGGAAAACUAUUAGCUAAAGCACUUAAUUUUACUAUGGUAAAACAUAAAUAGUAUACCAGAUAACAAUUAUGGAAUCUUAUUGGAGAGUAAUAACCAACUUGGAGAUUACCAUAAUUAGAAAAAAUAAAUAAAAAUUUAAAGAUUGGUUUAAAUGAUAGAGAAUUAAGAGAUGCAUUUCAAUAUUGGGAUACUUAAUAAUCAGGAGUUAUUACUUAUAAAAUGUAUGAAGAAAUAUUAAAUUUGAAUUAAAUAAUUGUACCUACUAAAAAUAAUAAUGGAAUGUAAUCAUAAUAGUAAUAAUAAGUAGAAACUGGAUUGAAAUAAACUUUAGAUGCAUUUUUAUUACAUUUAUCUGAAGUUGUUCUAUCUAAAAAUUGUUUCAAUUUAUUUGAAUAAUUUGAUAAAAGAGGUCAUAAUUAAAUACCUUAUAAUGAUUUCUUAUAAAUUAGUAAAAAGUUAUUAGGAACAAUUUCAGGAGAGGAAAUAAAAGCAAUAAAACAAUUAUUGCAAUUAAAUGGAUUUAUAAAUCUUAGUGAUUUAGCUUAAUAUUUAAAAGUUGAUAGAAAUAAAGUUGGAUAAUUUAAUUAAGAAGAUGAAAAAUAAUAAUUUGGAUUGGCAAAUAAAGAUUAAAGAAAAAAUACAUUAAAUUCCUAAAAUAAAGAGAAGUUUAAUAAAAUGUUACCUAUAAUAAAUGAGUUUUUGAAAAAGAGAAACAAAACAUAUGAAGAUUUUGCAUUAUAUUUCUUCCCAGCAAAUUAAGCUAGUACAAUCGAUAAAAAUCAAUUUGUAAAGAAAGCACUUGAAGCAUAAUUUGGAUUGACAGCUGUUUAAUGUGAAGAUUUAUAUGAUUAUUUAGAUGCUAAUUCUAGUGGAAAUAUAUCAAUAAAUGAAUUUAGAUUAGUAUUUUAAUCGAAACAAGGAGAUUUGUAGAAUAAAAAUAAAGCUGAAUAAAUAAUAAUGAGUUAAGAUAUUGAAUAAGAAAUUUAAGAACUCUUUAAUUAAAUAGAUGAAAAUAAAAAUUAGUCUUUAGAUUAAAGGGAAUUAUUGAAAGCUUUAUAAUCAGUAGGAUUAAAUCCAGGAACAGAAGAAUUAUCUUAGUAUUUUGCAUAAUUUGAUAGAGAUAAAAGUGGUACAAUUUCAUAUCAAGAAUUUUCACAUAUAGUAAAAGAUAUUCUAAAAAAAGAAUUAUUAUAAGCAGAUGAUUUAUUAGAAGAUUUAAGAAGAGAGUUUAGAUAGGUUUGUAAUCCAACAACUAGAAUGUUAUCAAAAGAAUAAGUAAGUUAAGUAUUUUAAAAUAUGGGUGUGUAAAUUAAAAAUGAAGAACUUGAAGAUUUGUUUAUAGAAAUAGAUGAAGAUAAAUCAGGUUCAAUAGAUAUUGAUGAAUUUAUAUAUUUUAUUUAAAAAAAUCAAUCAGGGAUGUCAGCUAAGGCAUCUGCAGCUGUAAUGAAUAUAAAAGGAAGUAGAAGAAUAUCAUUACAUGAUUUGAAAGAAAUAUUUUUAACAUUACCAUAAAAUUUUAUAAUGAGUUUUGUACGUAGUUAAAAUAAGAGAUUAUAAAAUUUGCCAUCUUAGUAAUUGAAACCUAUUUUAGAUAAUUGUGGAUUCUUUUAUUAAGGUUUAAAUUAUGUAGAUGCUGCAAAUUUUAAUAUAAAAUAAAGUAUACUUGAUAAAGUGAAUAUAAAAAAUAAUUUUAUAGCAGAAAUAAGAUUGAUUGAAGCAACUGGUAUACCUAUACCAGAUGAGAAAGAUGUUCCAAGAGCUUAAUUUUUAAGAAGAGAAUUAGGAAUUAUUUUAAUAGAUAAAGCUUUAAAUAAAUUUGAUGGAAAUGCAAUAUAUAUUCCAGCAUAAUGGAACCCAGAAUAUGAAGAUAGAUGGAUUUUUGAUUCUGCAGCUAUGGAAUAAGCAAUGUAUUUGAGAUGGGGUAAUUUUGAUGAGAAAAUGGAUAAUAUGACAGAAUUAGUAUUUGAAUUUAUUACAUAUUCUACAAAUAAGAGUAGAUUAAUUUAAAUAUCAUGUGCAUAUGGAUCAAUACCUGUGUAUUAAUUAAAACCAGGUAAAUAAAUAUUAGAAUUGAAGGGAGGUGCUCCUCUUAAAGAUAUAACUAUUGAUAAAAAAGAUAUAAGAACUAAUCGUAGUGGUUGGAGAUCAGUUGUUAAAGCUUUAUCAUCAAAUAUAAAAUCUUAAUUGGUUAUAGAAAUUGUUAAAUUAACUCCAUAGACAACUAAUAAAUUAUCAGCAUUACCAAAUAAAUGUUUAUUAAAUAAAUGGGCAUUAGGAAUGUAAUCAGCUUUUAGAGAAUAUUUUGCUUAUAGAACUUAAAUGAAGGGAGAAAUAGAAUUGAAUUUAGCAAGUGAUAUAAGAAUUAAAGCUUGGUUAAAUUGUUUUGAUUGUCCAGACACUAUCAGAGCAGUUGCUUAAUUUUGGAAUGAAUUAAUUGAGUAAAUAUAUAUAAAAUAUAUUUUAAUAGGCCAAAAGUUAAUGAUCAUUAAUUCUUAUUGAAAGCUGUAUCUAAAAUAGCAGAUUCUCUAUAUUUAAUGUUUAAGAAUACAGAAUUCAAAUUUUCAGCAGGAGAUCCUACAGCUAGAAUUGAUCAUGAUUUGGCUUUAUUAAAAAAAAGAUAAUAGUUGAUUGCUGAUGCUAUUCUUGAUAUGAAAAUUAAUUUAGGAAUUGGAAAUUAGCAACAGUAUAUAUAUAUAUAGUUUAUUCUUUAGAAAAAAACCAUAAACUAUUGCUAGUUUAGAACCAUUAAAUAUAGAAGAGAUGAUGGAUUUAGAAAAUGAACAAGAUUUAUAAGCAAUAGAAAAGUUUUUGAAUAAGAAGAAACCAAAAAAAUAACAAUAAUAGUGAUAAUAUUUAUGAACAUGGAAGCCA
Molecule: messenger RNA, 8340 nt
Organism: Paramecium sonneborni
Lineage: Eukaryota; Ciliophora; Oligohymenophorea; Peniculida; Parameciidae
Source: the annotation of a GenBank genome assembly